Molecule: messenger RNA, 2839 nt
Organism: Dicentrarchus labrax (European seabass)
Lineage: Eukaryota; Metazoa; Chordata; Actinopteri; Moronidae
Gene: rem2
Product: RAS (RAD and GEM)-like GTP binding 2
Exons: 5
Coding region: 582-1511 (309 amino acids)
Cellular component (GO): plasma membrane
Molecular function (GO): GTP binding; calcium channel regulator activity; GTPase activity
Source: RefSeq, a predicted model, not a curated record
UCCAACCCAACCCAUAGGAAGAUCACUCUACUCACUCAAGGACGCGCCCCCCAAUACACACUUUGCAGGAGAGAGAGAGAGAGAGAGAGAGAGAGAGAGAGAGAGAGAGAGAGAGAGAGAGAGAGAGAGAGAGAGAGAGAGAGAGACAUGCAGGUACUAACGGGAGGUGGGGAGGGAAGCGCAGUCGUUGCUGGCCGUCGGGACACCAGGAGAACAGGAGGGGAUGUGUUGUUGUUGUGCCGAUGGCUUUCUUUCUUCUUCCUCUAAGAACUCGCCACUUCCUCCAAACGGAGACGCAGGUGUAGCCUCUUUAGCCUCCCUCCACCCUGCUGCUACCUUUCCCAGUUUUCCAUGCGCCGCGCCUCUCCUUUCAAGUCACCAAAGGAGGAUUUUACGCGCCGGAGUGGGAAGAAAUAACACCAUGUUAAAUGAAAUGUGGCGCGUGUCUUUUGAGCGCCGUACGUUACCGCGGCUGUGAAUGUGAAGCCGGGUCUGCACCCAGCACAGAUGACUUGAACCGGGCGGCAGAGGCGGUUGCAACUACAGCACUUGUUCCAUAAAGAGAAGACUCAUUGAUAACCAUGGCUGACCAGUACAGUAUGUUUCUCACUACGGCGGCCCCCCUCCGCCGCGGGAGCACACCCCUGCCUGUCAAACACCAGCUGCGGAGGGAAGAGGCCGUGUCCGAGGACUGCGAUUGGAUCCCGGGCUUGGAGGAGCCUGCCACAUUGCCUAUCAGUGACACAGCGGUGCCUCGAGAUGAAUCCUUCAGCCAAUCAGCAGCCACCCAGUCAGCUUACCACAGCCAUGGCGGGGCACUGAGGAUAGUGCUCCUGGGACAGAAUGGCGUGGGCAAGUCGUCGCUAGCCUUAUCUCUGGCUGGGCAGUCGGACAGAUCCCUCUCCAUAGACUCUGAGACACAAGCAUGUGGUGAGGGCUACGAGUGCACAGUGACAGUCGACGACGAGGACAGCAAAGUCAUAUUCUUCGACAACUGGAAACAAGACCUGUCCACUCUGCAGUGUGAUGUGUGCAUCCUCGUAUUCUCAGUGACUGACAGGCGAAGUUUCCACCGCACCGCCCAGCUCCGCCUCCUCCUCAGGGAGUCCCAGCCACAGACACCAAUCAUCCUAGUGGGCAACAAGAGCGACCUUGUCCGCUCCCGUGAAAUCAGCUCAGAUGAGGCCCAAUCCAGCGCCAUGAUGUUCGACUGCCUCUACAUGGAGCUCUCAGCCUCCCUGGACCAUGGCACCAAUGAGCUGUUGGAGGCCGCAGUUCGGACUGCGAGGGGCGACUGCGUAGGCCCCGGCUGGACCGACGGGGACCCCGGGGCAGGCCGCAGGGAGAGCCUGACCAGCCGGGCCAAGCGCUUCCUGGCGGGUCUGGUGCCACGCUCGUACGGUCGGGACCGGGACCGGGAUCGGGGGCGCUACCGGGAAAUGAGCCGCCACCGGGGCAGCAAGAUCCUCCGCCAGAAGUCCCGCUCCUGCCACGACCUCAGUGCACUGUGACACACACACACACACACGCAUGCAUACAUAAGGGCAAAGAGACACAAGCCCACACAUGUACACACAUGUACACACACACAUACACACACACCAGAUUGAAGGUUAUUAGGGAUGGGCAGGUGCAAAAGAUGGAGGAGGACAAGCGGGUAAAAUGGAAGAUAGUUGGGAAGGAAGACUAAAUAUAGGGACUAGAAGGAUAUGAAGGAGACUUGGACAAUUAGAGAUAAAUUUAGCAAUGGCGGAUAAAAGAAAAGGGAGAAAAAGCCUAGAUCAGCCUGGAUCACAGCACUGAACUUUCAUCUUCUCCCUCUUAGUGAAACCAAUUUUGAGAGAGAAGGAGGCCAGGUUGGAGAGGAAAAACAGAGAAACAGAUAAGGAGGUGAGCAGCAUGGGUGAAUCAGCGAGCACUCAUUACCUGAUGAGAGCAGGAGAGAGAAAAUUAGUGACAAUGCAUAGAGCCAUGCUAAUUAGACGUGUGGUAAAACGGGAGGGUGAUGGGUGGUGGGUGGUGGGGGGGGGCACAAAUAAACACACAACGAAGUAGCACGCACUGAUUAUGUAGAGACUGAUAGGAAUCUAAUGUAUACCUAUUGUAAACCCUGUUUUAUAGCAUGCCGAGUAGACGAUCUAAGACAUGACCCUGUAGGUUUUACUGGAUUGACUGUACCUCAGUGGCCAAUAGCUAAUGCACAAUCUAGCUAGUGUCUCUAGCAAUGCCAUCUCAAAGGCAAGACCCUUUAUUUGUAACAAAAAAAACCACAAAAAAACGCUCCUUCUCUGCGCAUUUUCUUUUCCUUUUGUCUCCAGUAACUGAUUUGAAGAAGUGUUACCACCAAUGGCAUACGUUCAUCUGUGAUUUUUAUACAAGGAUAAAAACAUCAGCCAAGCCAUAUUUCUGCUGAACGCAUUAUGAGCGAUCAGCACAAAGAACCCUUUACCGUAGGAUGUGGAGUGAAAGGAAAAACAGUCAAAAUAGCUACAAGCAGGGAUGACCAGACUGAACUUUUCUUCAAUAGAAGCUGAGUCACAGAACGCUGGGAUGUUCUUGAAGCACAGGAGGACAAACAAGAGAAAACCUAAUCUACCUGUGGCUGUUUGAUGUUUCCAUUUUUCUCUUUUUAUCCACUGGCAUUAUUGUGUGUGUUGAGACUGGAUUCUGUGGGGGCUGGCCACACAGGUGACCCAAAAGAGAACGUUCUGGAAACGUUGUUCGGAUAUCUCGCCAAGCGUGGCGACGUCACUGACACAUACGCACUCGUUUGUCACCGUCUACUGAGCACUCUCAUCUUUCCACUGAGAAUAAAUCAAUUUUUGUUUGACGUCCUGAA